GGAUCUAAAGGAGUUUCUGGAAACUCAGGGCAGCCCGGACAAAAAGGUCCGACGGGACCUAAAGGUUUUCCAGGACCACAAGGUCCAUCUGGCCAGCCCGGUCAAAAGGGAGAUAUAGGGUCACAAGGUCCUCAAGGACAACAGGGUGCAACUGGAUCAGCUGGCGAUACUGGUUCGCCUGGUGAUGCAGGAAGUCCCGGAUCUCCAGGACAGCAGGGACCACAAGGUGCUGUAGGUUUACCUGGAAUUGCUGGACCAACUGGUCCGACUGGACAAGUCGGACAAGUUGGUUUGCCGGGUCUAUCGGGACAACCAGGCAAUCAGGGUGAUCAAGGUACACAGGGGCUUCCGGGCCAACCAGGUCAACCUGGAGCUCAAGGACUAAAAGGAGACGUUGGUUUUACUGGAGCCACAGGACCUGCUGGUCAGAAAGGUCCAGCUGGAAGUCAAGGACAACAAGGUUUGAAAGGAGAACCUGGAUUUCAAGGACUUCAAGGACAGCCUGGUCAACCAGGUUUGUUGAACAUUUUUAAUAAAAAUUUAAAAAAUCAAUUUCAUUGUAGUAGAAAACAAGCAAAACAAAUGAAUAUUUAUUUUUAUAUUUUUUGUAACAUACCAUUUAUUUUCCAAUAA
This is a messenger RNA of Helobdella robusta, 633 nucleotides long. RefSeq lists its product as hypothetical. The record is from RefSeq and is a predicted model, not a curated record. The transcript has a single exon. The annotation marks the transcript as partial. Lineage: Eukaryota; Metazoa; Annelida; Clitellata; Rhynchobdellida; Glossiphoniidae.